Molecule: messenger RNA, 4639 nt
Organism: Hevea brasiliensis (rubber tree)
Lineage: Eukaryota; Viridiplantae; Streptophyta; Magnoliopsida; Malpighiales; Euphorbiaceae
Product: disease resistance protein RPV1
Exons: 5
Coding region: 281-4453 (1390 amino acids)
Biological process (GO): signal transduction; defense response
Molecular function (GO): ADP binding; protein binding
Source: RefSeq, a predicted model, not a curated record
AAUAAAUAAGAAAACUUGGGAAGGUUUUCAUUUUUCAUCCCUUUCCAAUGUAGCAAGCGUAACGAUAUUCUUCAAGUCAUGGAAUAAGUUUAUGUGAAGAAAAGAAUGGUUGAAAGUUGAAAAGAAAUGCUUUGCACCAAAAAAAGAAAAAGAAAUGCUUUGCUUUGCUUUUCAUUUCUUUCAUUAUCUCUUCAGUGCGAGAAUAUAUUUGACUUUGCAGGGAGCCAGGGACCAAUAAUCACCACAUCUUGCUUCCCACCUGACAAACAGUUGCCAAACAAUGUCCUCCGACCUCGUUUCCACGCCUCUGGCCGCGCUGAGACUCAAUUGGGACGUAUUCUUAAGUUUUCGCGGCGAGGACACGCGCCACAAUAUCAUCAAGAACCUCUACGAUUCAUUGACCGAGCACGGAGUCCGGGUCUUCCGCGACGACGUGGGAAUGAGUCAGGGGGACGAAAUAGCCCCUAGCCUGCUCGACGCCAUCGAAGACUCGGCUGCUUCAAUCAUCAUGCUUUCUCCGAACUAUGCUAAUUCUCAUUGGUGCCUUGAGGAGCUCGCUACAAUAUGCCAGCUAGGGAGGCUGAUACUCCCAGUGUUCUACGAUGUUGACCCUUCUAAUGUUAGGAAACAGACGGGUCAUUUUGAAAAAGAUUUCAGUACUCAUACUGAGAGGUUUGGGGAGGAAAAGGUGAAAAAAUGGAGAAAAGCUAUGCAGAAAGUUGGUGGGAUUUCUGGUUUGCCUUAUGACAACAGCAAAGAACAGCAGUUGAUUCAAAUACUAGUCAGAAGGGUUUUGACAGAACUGAGAAGGACAGUGGGUAUAGCUACAUAUACAGUUGGACUCGAUUCUCGUGCAGACAAACUGAUGAAGUUGUUAAAUGUUAAAUCUAAUUGCACUCAAGUUCUAGGACUUCAUGGAAUGGGUGGGAUUGGUAAAACAACUCUUUCCAAGGCCCUCUACAAUAAACUUAUCAGUCACUUUGAAUGCCGCUGUUUCAUUUCAAAUGUUAGAGAAACUGCUAAAGAAGAUGGCGGUUUGAUAUCACUUCAAAAUAAAAUUCUUUGUGCUCUUUCACCUGCUUUAGUGUCACCUGUGCAUGAGGUUGAUGCUGGUAUCACUAUGAUCAAACAGAAGCUUCCCGAGCGGCGGCUGCUAGCUGUCUUGGACGAUGUGGAUGAUGUAAGCCAGCUCAAUGCACUGGCAGUAAACAGAAACUGGUUUUGUGAAGGAAGUGUAAUUAUUAUUACCACAAGAAAUAAACAUGUUUUGGUUGAACAUCUUGUGAAUGAAGUUCAUGAAGUGACAGAAUUGUAUCCCUCUGAAGCUUUACAACUUUUUAGUUAUCAUGCACUAAGAAGAGAGAAACCCACAAAUGAUUACUUGAAUCUGGCCCAGAAAAUUGUCUCUCUUACAGGAGGACUACCUUUAGCACUGGAAGUGUUUGGCUCUUAUAUGUUUCAUAGGAGGACAAUGAACGAAUGGGAAGAUGCCCUCAAAAAGUUGCAACAGAUUCGGCCACAUAAUCUUCAAGGUGUGCUAAGAAUAAGUUUUGAUGCACUCGAUGAAGAAGAGAAGUGUGUAUUCCUUGAUAUUGCAUGUUUGUUCACUAGAAUAGAAAUGAAGAGAGAGGAAGCAAUUGAUAUAUUUAAAGGUUGUGGCUUUAAGGCUGAGACAACAAUUAAUGUCCUCAUGGAAAAAUCUCUCAUUAAGUUCAGAGAGGAGUCUGGAGACUAUACUUUGUGGAUGCACGAUCAACUUAAAGAAAUGGGAAGACAAAUUGUUUUACUUGAAAACCUUGCUGAUCCCGGUGCACAUAGUAGAUUGUGGGAUUAUGAUGAAAUCAUGACAGUUCUGAAGCAUAACAAGGGGACAAGAUACGUGCAAGGGAUCAUCCUUGACUUCAGAAGGAAGCAUUUUGUGGAGGAGGAUCCAAGUGCUGGCAUGAUUUUUUGCAGUAACUUCCUAGCUGCACUAAAUCCAAACUCGAUCCUCAAGAAAGUUAUUACAAAAAUCAUGAUUGUUUGUGAUAACUUCCUUGCAUACCUGAAAGAAAAAUGGGCACGUCUUCUAAGUCUUCCACGAGGAGAAGAGAAACAGGGUGAGAUAAUACUUAGCACCAGUUCCUUUGAAUCAAUGGUUAAUCUAAGAUUGCUACAAAUCAAUCGUGUGAAAUUAGAAGGGAAGUUUAAAUAUUUUCCUGGGGAGCUCAAGUGGCUGCAGUGGAAGGAAUGUCCUUUGAGAAAUCUUCCUUCUGAUUAUCAUCCUUCACGACUGGCCAUCCUUGAUCUCUCGGAGAGUGGAAUUCAACGAGUCUGGGGUUGGUGCAGCAACAAGGUGGCUGAGAAGUUGAUGGUUAUGAAUCUUCGUCAUUGCCAUAAUCUAGUGGCUAUUCCUGAUUUAUAUGGGUAUAAAACCUUGGAAAAGCUUGAUCUGGAGAGGUGCAUUCGACUGACUAAAAUUCACAAGUCGGUGGGGAAUUUGACGACAUUGCUUUGCUUGAACUUGAAAGGAUGCUCAAACCUCAUUGAAAUGCCGAGUGAUGUCUCUGGGCUAAAAAAUCUUCAAAACCUUAUUCUCUCCGGCUGCUCAAAAUUGAAAGAAUUGCCAGAGGACAUAGGGAGUAUGAAGUCCCUGAAAGAACUUCAUGUUGAUCAAACUGCUAUUUCAAAGUUGCCUGAAUCUAUCUAUCGCCUUACAAAACUUGAGAAGCUUAAUCUGGAUGGUUGCCGAUUCAUAAAAAGGUUGCCAAAAUGCUUAGGUAACUUGAUUUCUCUGAAAGACCUCUUACUUGAUCAAACUGCAUUGGAAGAAUUGCCUGAUUCUGUUGGAUCUUUGUCAAACCUUGAGACACUAAGUUUGAGGCAGUGCAAGUCACUUUCCUCCCUUCCUGAAUCUAUUGGUGAGCUGCAGUCCUUGACAGAAAUUUUUGUUGGUAAAAGUGCAAUCACAGAACUGCCCCAUUCAAUCGGUUCAUUGUCUUACCUGAAGCAGUUAUCCGCUGAAGGCUGUGAAUCUCUAAGCAAAUUGCCAGAUUCAAUCAAGGGACUAUCUUGCAUUAGUGAACUUCAAUUAGAUGGGACUUCAAUUACCAGUCUGCCAGAUCAGAUUGGAUAUUUGAGAAUGAUUGAGAAGCUUUACAUGCAGAAGUGUGCAUUGAUUAGAACUUUACCAGAAGCACUUGGGAGCAUGAAUGCUCUUACUACUUUAAACUUGUCUGGUGCUAAUAUUAUUGAGUUGCCUGAAUCUAUUGGGAUGUUGGAAAAUCUUAUAACAUUGACUCUCAACGAGUGUAAAGAGCUGGAGAAACUUCCAGCGUCAAUAGGGAACUUGAAGUCCUUGCACCAUCUUCUGAUGGAGAGAACUGGUGUAACAGUACUCCCUGAGAGUUUUGGCAUGCUCUCCAACUUAAUGAUAUUGAAAAUGAAAAAGAAAAAAAAAGCAUUCAGAUCUCCUAGUACACAAGAGAAGUUGGUUGUACUCCCAACAUCCUUUCCGAAUCUCUCCUCGCUAGUAGAACUGGACGCUCAUGCUUGGGGAAUAUCUGGUAAGAUUCCUGAUGAUUUUGAGAAGUUGUCAAUGCUAGAGACCUUGGAUCUUGGCUACAACAAUUUUUACAGCCUUCCUUCAAGCUUGAAGAGCCUUUCUCUUCUCAGAAUUCUUUGCUUGCGACACUGUGAAGAACUCGUGUCUCUCCCUCCAUUGCCUUCAAGUUUAGAAGAACUGGAUGUUUCCAACUGUAUUGCAUUGGAAAGUGUAUCUGAUAUGUCAAACUUGAAGAGCUUAAAGGAGCUGAACCUUGCAAAUUGCGAGAAAGUGCUGGAUAUUCCAGGGUUUGAAUGCAUUAAAUCCUUGACCAGAUUAUACAUGACCGGUUGUAGGGCAUGUUCCCUGACAGUAAAGAGAAGACUUUCAAAGGUUUUCUUGAGGAAUAUGAGAAACUUGAGUAUACCUGGAAGCAAAAUUCCGGAUUGGUUUUCUCAAGAAGAAGUUAGCUAUUCAGAGCGAAGAAACCUAGAAAUCAAGGCAGUGAUUAUAUGUGCUGUUGUCUCUGUGGACCAUCGGAUACCAGACGACUUGAGAGAUGAAAUACCAUCUCUACCAGCCCUUCAAGCAAGGAUGUCUAAAGCAAAUACACCUUUAUGCGUAAACACAUUGGACUUACGGGGAGUGCCAAAGACUGAUGAAGAUCAAAUCCACUUGUGUCGGUACACAUAUUCUCAUCCAUUGGUUUCUAGAUUGAAAGAUGGUUAUAAGUUAGCGGUAAAGGCGCCAAAUCCACCAAUCAUUAUAGGCGUUCAACUGAAGAAGUGUGGCAUUCAUCUGGUUUACGAAAAUGAUGAUGACUACGAUGGAAAUGAAGAAUUAUUGGAUGAGAGCCAACUAUCCGUAUCUGCAAAACUAGCUAAGUUCUUCAAUUCAAGUGAAGAAGAUGGUCAGGCCAGUAGAAGUUGAAAAUUUUAAGAGCCAGACUCUGAGGAAAAGAAUAAAGAAGUUUAUUAAGCGACUCUAGUUCUUGUUUACAUUGUUCUUCCGUUGAUCUUUUUAUUGUUAUAAAUGUUCAAGUUUGCAGUUAAUGGGCAGAAUUUCCCAUUUUUAGAUGUGUGAUAUGUAUAGCUUUCAUUUAAACUUUGUCUCAAA